Passer domesticus (house sparrow) is the source of this 507-nucleotide messenger RNA. RefSeq names its product dynein light chain Tctex-type 3 (gene DYNLT3). Lineage: Eukaryota; Metazoa; Chordata; Aves; Passeriformes; Passeridae. Gene Ontology annotation, cellular component: cytoplasmic dynein complex; cytoplasm. Gene Ontology annotation, molecular function: dynein intermediate chain binding. Gene Ontology annotation, biological process: microtubule-based movement. The transcript has 5 exons. The record is from RefSeq and is a predicted model, not a curated record. The coding region runs from base 88 to 438 and encodes 116 amino acids.
CCCGGCCCGGCUCUGCCCGCCCGGUGGAGGCGGAGCCGCGCAGGACUCGCCGCCGCUGCCGGAACGGCUGCCGCCCGCGCCGGGGCCAUGGAGGACUUUCACCCCCACAACGAUGAGAUGAUCUUCAAUGCUGAUGAGGCCCACAACAUAGUUAAGGAGUGCAUAGAAAAUGUUUUAGGCAAGGCAGAUUAUAAUCACAACAAAGUCAACCAAUGGACUGCUGCUAUAGUGGAACAGUCACUGACCCAUCUGGUGAAACUUGGGAAAACCUAUAAGUACAUUGUCACCUGUGCAGUGAUGCAGAGGAGUGGAGCUGGUCUUCACACAGCAAGCUCAUGCUUCUGGGAUACCACAACUGAUGGAACCUGCACAGUGAGAUGGGAAAACAGAACCAUGAACUGCAUUGUCAAUGUGUUUGCUGUUGCUAUUAUCCUGUAGCUGAGUGGAAGAGAAAUAGAAGCAACACCGAAGCCUUUAAAAAAUAAAUCGUCCUAACCCAUGGCUAAA